UGCAUUUUCUGCGCAUGCGCGCUGCGCGUGGAGGUCGUCGAGCUCGCGCGUUGGCUCGCGUGAGGAGAAGAGGAGGAGGAGGCGUCGUGCGCGCGCGCGGCUAGCUGCGGAGGUUCCUAUGUUUUUUAAUCAGCCUGGAGCUAGCGGCGUAGCUAACUGACAGGAACGCCGAGACAAACAGAACAAUGUUAGGGUUUUAUUUUUAAAAUAACAGAAAAGAAAAAACCCAGCAUAUAACAGCAGAGGGACUCGAGCUGGGUCAGUGUUUAGUGUUAAUCAGGACACUGACGGUAUUUUAUAUUCCUGUCAGAGGCCGAGCGCGCGCACGAGAAAGAGAGAGAGGGAGAGAGAGACUGAGAGAGAGAGGGAUGGGGUUCCCGGUUAGUGUAUAGAUGGAGAGAGCUGAGCUGAGCGUCGUGUUCAUUUCAUCGCAGUGAGUGAUUACAAUAAUCCCCCCAGGGAGACAGAGAGAGAGAGAGAGAUGCAUCUCCACCAGGUGCUGACGGGGGCGGUGAACCCGGGUGACUGCUGCUACUCGGUGGGGAGCGUCAGUGACGUCCCGUUCACGGCGUAUGGUUCUGGGUGUGACAUCGUGAUCUUGGCCAGUGAUUUCGAGUGUGUACAGAUUAUCCCCGGAGCUCAGCAUGGGAACAUCCAGGUGGGGUGUGUGGAGUGUUCACACCAACUGGGACGGAUCGCUGCAUCGUACGGAAACACAGUGUGUAUCUUCGAACCGACGUCCACCAACCAGAACAAGAGACACAAACAACUGAACUACCAGUGGCAGAAAACUGGACAGUUUCUACUGAACGCCAUGACGUACAACCUGGCCUGGGACCCACAAGGUAAGCGCAUCCUGGCGGCGACGGAGUGGCUGCAGCUUUGGGCUCCACCCGCCGCGGACGUGCUGCUGGAGGAAGACGAAGAUGAGAAGUCACACCCCGUCCUCAACGACUGGAAGUGUGUGUGGCAGUGCAAGACUGCUUCGGCUGUGCGUGUAAUUAAAUGGUCUCCUGAUGGGGAAUACUUCGCCACUGUGGGAAAGGACGACUGCCUGUUGAAGGUGUGGUACUCCACCCUGGGCUGGAGGUCUGUGAUGGUGGACGUGUGUGAGAAGAAGUCCAGCUCUCUCCACUUCUCCUUCAUCUACCUGGCUCAUCCCAGAACCGUCACAGGGUUCUCCUGGAGGAAGACCAGCAAAUACAUGGCCAAGGGCUCGGUGUGUAACGUGUUGCUAACGUCGUGUGUGGACGGGAUCUGUCGUCUGUGGAGUGAGACGCUGCUGCCUGAGGACAGUUUACUGGGGGGACAAAUCACUGAGAACAGCAGCUCCACAUCAUCACUACAGCACAGCGGGCAGAAAGAUAAAAUACAACACGCACUGGAGUCGAUCCACCACCUGAAGCAGCUCAGACGUGGUCGCAGGAGAUCCUCAGCUCUGGUCACACACACCGAACUCCUGCCCAGCCAACUGAACUCACACGAGCUGCACCGACACAUCACACACCACGGCAACGCCCUGUGUCACUUCCACAUCUCCGCCAGUAUCAACCCCAAUACAGAUAUCCCGGCGGCUCUGGCCGGGUCCGGUCUCUUCUCCUCAGGAGACAGUAAUGGAGGUUUCGUGGUUCACUGGCUGAAUAAUAAAGACCUGAGCUUCACCUCCUCCAUGGACGUCUUCAUGCAGCACCUGAGGAAGUUCUCCGAGCAGAACCUCGAGCACACCGCUGAGGACAACAAGCAGGACACCAACGCCAAGUUCGACUUUGAUCUGGACGAGAUGUCGGACAAGGCGUCGGAGCACGAGGAAGGCGAUCAGGACGGCAGCACGAAGGCGUCGUCCCCCGGCUCCAGCUCCAGUGUCCCUCCUCCCUCCGUCCUCCUGGAGCGUAAGAUGGAGUCUCUGACUCUGGAGUGGAACCGCAGCCCAGACAUGCUCUUCACCAUCCACCCUCUCGACGGCUCCUUCCUCGUCUGGCACAUCAAGUACCUGGACGAGUACAUCCCCGGAAUCUUCCGCCAGGUCCAGGUGGCGUUCUCCUCGCGGAUCCCCGUCGCCUUCCCCACCGGCGACGCCAACUCUCUGAGUAAGAACAUCAUGAUGUACGCCUGCACGUCCCCCGAGCGGGACCCCGAGGUCCCCGUGCUGGAGCAGGACAGGAAGUCCUCGUCCCUGGGCGCGGUGAUCGGCCCGGCCGUCAUGAUGGUGUCGAAGCACGUGGACGGCUCUCUGAACCAGUGGGCAGUGACCUUCGCCGAGAAAUCCGCCUUCUCCAACGUUCUCACCGUCUCGCACAAGUUCCGUUACUGCGGACACCGCUUCCACCUCAACGACCUCGCCUGCCACACCGUCCUGCCCCUGCUCCUGACCUCCUCGCAUCACAACGCCGUUCUGACUCCGCCCCCGGGGCAGGACGACCAGCGCUGCGCCCCAUCUCGCCCCCCGCGUCCGUCCAGAGGCCUCGCUCCGAAGGAGAUGGGCGGCAACGCGGCGACUCGCACCUUCCACGACCCCAACGCCAUCUACAGCGAGCUGAUCUUGUGGCGCGUCGACCACAUCGGGCCUCUCUCCUGUACGGGGGGCGUGUCCGAAAUCGCACGCAUCAACUCCCUGCACACUGCCGCCUUCUCCAACGUCGCCUGGCUGCCCACGCUCAUCCCCAGCUCUGUACUCGGAACGUACUGUAACUCUGCAAGCGCAUGUUUUGUGGCGUCGGAUGGAAAAAACCUGCGUCUCUAUCAAGCUGUCGUGGACGCCCGGAAACUUCUGGACGAGCUGUCUGACCCAGAGACCUCGAAAUUAGUAGGUGAGGUCUUUAACAUUGUGAGUCAGCAGUCCACGGCUCGGCCCGGCUGCAUCAUCGAGCUAGAUGUUAUCACUAACCAGUGUGGCUCGAGCACGCAGCUGCUCCACGUCUUUCAGGAGGAUUUCAUCUUAGGAUACAAACCUCACGAUGACAUCACCGACGUAAACACUGCGGACUUCCCAUCAGCUGAUGAGUUUCUUCCGCCUCCGUUUUCCGAGAAGUUCUUCUUGGUCGUGAUCGAGAAAGACGAGAACAGAAACUCUGUACUGCAGAUGUGGCACCUUCAUCUGAAGUCUGUGCACGCGUGUGUGGACGACCCCCCACAGGCUCAACCCUUCCAGAACCAGCUGAUGGUUCCGAACAUGUUGGUUAACUUCGACUCGUCUCCCGAGUCGACUCCGGGUCAGAGCCCUCUUCCUCGCUCGUCUUCCUCGGCUAACCUGCAGUCAGCCAGCAGGCUCAUCCUCAGCUCCACCCUCGUCUACAGCCACAGACUGGAGCUCCCCCUGGGGGUGGAGGUGAUCCGCGCAACACCGUCCGCAGGUCACUUAAGCUCCUCCUCCAUUUACCCGGUGUGUCUGGCUCCCUAUCUGAUCGUGACGGCGUGUUCAGACGGACGCGUUAGGUUUUGGAGAUGCUCCGUCGAUUCAGAAGACUGUCCCUCGUACCGCUGGGAGCCGUGGUGCCUCCUGAACGAGGAGGAGGACAACAACAGCGCCCUGACCGUUUCGGGUCGCCCCGUCGCCGUCAGCUGCUCCUACACCGGACGGCUCGCUGUCGCCUUCAAACAGUUGGUCUCCCUCGAGCCCAGCUCGAGCUCUAAAGACUUCUCCAUGCACGUCUCCAUCUUCGAGUGCGAAUCCACAGGGGGGUCCGAGUGGGUCCUGGAGCAGACGAUCCAUCUGGAUGACUUCGGGAAACCCGUCAGUGCUCUGGAUCCCAGAAUCAGCGUGGACAGCAACCUGGUGGUUUACAGCAAGUCAGAUCUUUUUGUUAGAAAGCAGAACCCCAACAUCAAACACUUCGUGCACCUGGAUUGGCUCUCGAAAGAAGACGGAUCGCACAUCCUCACCGUCGGAGUCGGGUCCCUCAUCCUGAUGUACGGACGGAUCUCCGGCAUCGUGUCGGAACAAACCGGAGGAAAGGAUGGCGUGGCUGUGGUCACCCUGCCUCUAGGGGGCAGCGUUAAACAAGGUGUCCGCUCCCGCUGGGUUCUGCUGCGCUCCGUCGAUCUGGUUUCCUCCGUGGACGGGACGCCGUCUCUUCCCGUCUCCCUGUCCUGGGUCCGAGACGGAAUCCUGGUGAUCGGGAUGGACUGCGAGAUGCACGUCUAUGCUCAGUGGUACCAGGAUAAGAAGCCCGGCGACUCUGAGGAAAAUGACGACACUUUCAUGGCGAAAAAAGGCGCCAUCGAGAUGACGGACGACGUGAUCAGAGUUCCCGCCGUCAUACAAGACGGCGGACUUUUCGAAGCGGCGCAUUCGCUGUCCCCGACGCUGCCUCAGUACCACCCCACCCAGCUGUUAGAGCUGAUGGACUUGGGGAAGGUGAGACGUGCGAAGGCCAUCCUGUCCCACCUGGUCAAGUGCAUCGCCGGUGAGGUCGCCGUGGUCAGGGACGCCGUGGCGGGAGAGGGCGGAGCCAGACGACACCUUUCUCGUACCAUCAGCGUCACGGGAAGCACCGGCAAGGACACGAUCGUCGCUGGAAGAGACGGCGGCCGCGAUUACACGGAGAUCAACUCCAUCCCCCCUCUCCCGCUGUACGCGCUGCUCUCGGCCGACCUCGACACGUCUUACAGAAACAAACUGGCCGAUGACGUGAAAUGUCCGGAGCGCGAGACGCAGAAGACCUCGGAGGAUCAGUACGCCGAGCUCUUCCAUGACACCGCGGUGAACACCGACGACUUCGCGAGCUUCGCCUAUUCGGACAAGGCAGAGAAGAAGACCCGAGUGAUCGACCUGUCUCAGUACGGCCCUACCUGCUUCGGACCCGAACACGCCCAGGUGCUGUCCUCUCACCUGAUGCACUCCAGCCUUCCCGGACUCACACGCCUCGAGCAGAUGUUCCUGGUGGCGCUCGCUGAUACCGUGGCAACGACCAGCGCUGAGGUGGGCGGAGCCACUAAUAAACAGUACAGAGGUGGUGAGGCUCUGGACGAGUGUGGUCUGAGGUACCUGCUGGCGAUGCGUUUACACACCUGUCUGCUUACAUCACUUCCUCCUCUGUACCGCAUGCAGCUGCUGCACCAAGGCGUCUCGACGUGUCACUUUGCCUGGGCGUUUCACUCUGAGGCCGAGGAGGAGAUGCUGAACAUGAUCCCGGCCAUGCAGAGAGGAGACCCGCAGUGGUCCGAGCUCCGGGCCGUGGGUGUGGGCUGGUGGAUCAGGAACAUCAACACACUCAGACGCAUGGUGGAGAAGGUGGCCAAAGCAGCGUUUCAGAGGAAUAACGAUCCCCUGGAUGCUGCACUUUUCUACCUGGCCAUGAAGAAGAAAGCUGUGCUGUGGGGUCUCUUCAGGUCUCAGCAUGAUGAGAAGAUGACUCAGUUUUUCAGCCAUAACUUCAGUGAGGAUCGCUGGAGGAAGGCGGCGCUGAAGAACGCGUUCUCUCUGCUGGGGAAGCAGCGCUUUGAGCAAUCAGCGGCCUUCUUCCUGCUCGCCGGGUCACUCAAAGACGCCAUCGAAGUGUGUUUGGAGAAGAUGGAGGACAUCCAGCUGGCGAUGAUCGUGGCCCGUCUGUACGAGUCCGACUUCGAGAGCUCGUCCACGUGUCAGGGCGUCCUGUACGAGAAGGUUCUGGGCUGCAGGCGGGACGGAACCGGGUUCUCCUGCGUCAGGAUGCACCCGGACCCGUUCCUCAGGAGCAUCGCCUUCUGGAUCAUGAAGGACUACACGCGCUCGCUGGACACACUGCUGGAGCAGACGCCCAAAGAGGACGACGAGAACCCGGAGGUGAUGGUGAAGUCGUGUAAUCCGAUGGUGUUCAGUUUCUAUAACUACCUGCGGACGCACCCUCUGAUCGUACGCAGGCACUUCGCGUCUCCCGACGGCUCCGAGCGCAACAGCGGCCCCGACCAGAUCAACCUGAUCGAGCGCAAGCUCUUCUUCACCACCGCCAACGCGCACUUCAAAGUGGGCUGUCCCGUCCUGGCGCUCGAGGUGCUGUCCAAAAUACCCAAAGUCACCAAGAAGUCCUCGUCUCUCAGUAACGGAGCGUCCACCGCUAACGUCGGCGACGCCCAGAACCCCGCCCGCGCAUCUGACCUGGACUGGAGUCAACCGCUGGUGAAGAGCGAGGACGACGAGCUAAAGCUGGACUGGGGAGACGAUGAUGAGGACGAGGACGAGGACGAUGAAGAAGAGGAUAAGAAGGGGCUGAUGAUGAAGGAGGAGCUAAAGAAGGACGUGGAGGAGGAGGAGGGGGAGGUGGAGAAGACAGCGAGCGAGUGGAAGGUGGACGUGAUCGCGGAGCAGUUGAAGUUCCGCGCGUGUCUGAAGAUCCUGAUGACGGAGCUGCGGACGCUCGCCACCGGGUACGAGGUGGACGGAGGGAAACUGCGCUUCCAGCUCUACAGCUGGCUGGAGAAGGAGAUCGAGGCCAUGCACCGCAUCUGUAACUACAAGGUGGACAGUCAGGGUUCGGUGGGAGAGCUGGAGAAAUGGAGCGGCAGCGUGUCGGUCGAAAUGGACGAGUACGAGCGGAGCGGCGAGACGGACGUGUACGAGCGCCACCUGCAGGACAGACGCAGACUGCAGGCCAAACAGCUGCACUCAGAGAGACGUAAAGCCUGGCUGAGGAAGAACGAGGCGCUGCUCAGAGUCUUCCUCACUUACUGCAGCCUGCACGGGGCCAAAGGGGGCGGAGUCACGUCAGUACGCAUGGAGCUGCUCUUCCUGCUGCAGGAGUCGCAACAGGAGACGACAGUGAAGCAGUUACAGUCCCCGUUGCCGUUGGCAACAACGUUGCCGCUUCUCUCAGCUAGCAUCGCUCCAACUAAAACCGUCAUGGCUAAUCCCGUCAUGCACCUGAACAACCACAUCCUGGACAUCCUGUACACUAUAGUACAGACUGAGGCUCCGCCCCAUCCUGACACACCUGAUGAUCGAGUGAACUCACUGCACACUUUGGCUGCUUCUCUGUCUGCCUGCAUUUACCAGGCACUGUGUGACAGCCACAGCUACAGCAGUCAGUCCGAGGCGAACCAGUUCACAGGGAUGGUGUACCAGGGGCUGCUGCUCAGCGGGAGGCGGAGACUCAGGACAGAGAGUAUAGAAGAACAGGCCACGCCCACCUCCACUCCUGCACACUGGCCAGGCGUGGCGUCUCUGAUCAGUCUGUUAGCGAGCUCCCAGGGCGAGGACCAGCCGCGUCUGAACGUGAUGCUGUGUGAGGCCGUGGUGGCCGUGUAUCUCAGCCUGCUGCUGCACGGACUCGGCACACACUCCACCAACGAGCUGUUCCGCCUCGCCGCCCACCCGCUCAACGCACGCAUGUGGGCCGCCGUCUUCGGGGGCGGAGCCAAGAUCAUCAUCAAGCCCAAGCGACCUCCCGAGAUCGCGCCAGCUACAUUCACAGUAGAAAGCUCUCAGGAAUCAGGCGACACCCCCUCCCUCACCGUCACACCCACAUCCCAUAAUACCCAGUCUGGUUACCAUGGUGACGGCACUGUGGAAACGGACGCGCAGCCGGAGAGUUUAGCCCCGCCCCCGACUCCUCCCUCUGAGGAAGUGGACCGUCAGCGCCGGAGGUUUAACAUGCGCAUGCUGGUUCCGGGUCGGCCCGUUAAAGAGACCCAGGUCACGCCCCCUCCGAUCCCCACCGAGCGCCCCGCCUACAAGGAGAAGUUCAUCCCCCCGGAACUCAGCAUGUGGGAUUACUUCGUGGCAAAACCCUUCCUGCCUCUAUCAGACAGUGGAGCUCUGUAUGACUCUGAUGAGAGCGGUGAGGAAGAUGAGGAAGAGGAGGACGAUGCUUUUCUGUCUGAUACACAGAUGACCGAGCACAGCGACCCGAACUCAUACAGUUGGUGUCUGAUCCGCUUGGUGAUGGUUAAACUCGCUCUACACAAUGUAAAGAACUUUCUCCCAAUCACAGGGCUUGACUUUACAGACCUGCCUGUCUCGUCCCCACUGUGUAACUCGGUCUUGAAGUCGAUGGAGAGCUGGGAGCAGCAGCUGCAGGAGAAGAUGGACAGAUUUGACGGUCCUCCUCCAAACUACAUCAACACCUUCCCUGCGGACGCCAGUUUGGGCGGAGGUCCCGCCGCGCUGCGCCUCAAAGCCAUGCUGGAGCCCGACAACACGCCCUUCAACCAAUCAGAUCACACCAAUCAGGAUGCUCAGAAGGAUGAAGGGAAUGUUUCUCUCCCCUUCUUUCUGUCUCUCCCCCUCCCCCUGUCUCUCUCUCUCCCGCUCUGUUUCUCUCUCCAUAGGGCCAAGCACCGCCUCUCCUUCCCCGCCCGCCGGCUCUGGCACUUCCUGGUGAAACAGGAAGUCCUCCAGGAGACUCUGAUUCGCUACAUCUUCACCAAGAAAAGGAAGCAGAGUGAGUGUUUAGAGAACCAUGUGGACUUUCACACACACAACUGUGUAGCAGGAUCACACAAAAACAACAAGGUGGAGGCUGAUCUCGGGUACCCCGGAGGCAAAGCUAAAAUUAUUCACAAGGAAUCGGACAUCAUCAUGGCGUUCGCUAUCAAUAAGGCUAAACCUAGCGAGAUUGUCCUGGCCUCGACUCACGAUGUUCAGGAAGUGGACGUUUCCUCUCUGCUGGCUGCGCAGUCGUACACCUGGAUCGGGGACGACUUCGACAAGGAGUCACGCAGUUCUGAAGACGACUAUCGUUCCUCCCACACCAACAUCGCACAGUCAAGCUCCGCCCCCUUCGCCCCUCCACCGAUGCCUGUCUCCGCCUCCAUGCCGUGGCUCGGCAGCGGACAGACUAGCAUGGGCGCUAGCGUGCUUGUGAAGAGGAACCUAAACAAUGUGAAGAGAAUGACGUCACAUCCCAUUUACCAGUACUAUAUGACCGGAGCUCAGGAUGGCAGUGUGAGGAUGUUUGAAUGGAAUCGCCCUCAGCAGCUCAUCUGCUUCCGACAGGCAGGAAACGCCCGGGUCACACGGCUCUAUUUCAACUCGCAGGGCAAUAAGUGUGGGGUGGCAGAUGGUGAGGGGUUUUUAAGCCUGUGGCAGGUGAAUCAAACCUCCUCAAACCCCAAGCCAUAUUUGAGUUGGCAGUGUCACAGUAAGGUGUGUGGUGAUUUCUCUUUCAUCACCUCCUCCAGUCUCAUCGCUACAGCAGGGCACUCCACUGACGGCAGGAAUGUGUGUCUGUGGGACACUCUGAUCUCUCCCAGUAACACCAUGGUGCACGCAUUCCCGUGCCAUGAGAACGGUGCUACAGUUCUGCAGUACGCUCCGAAGCAGCAGCUGAUCAUCUCUGGAGGGAGGAAGGGCUUCGUGUGUAUCUUCGACCUCCGUCAGAGGCAGCUGUUACACACUUUCCAGGCCCACGACUCGGCCAUCAAAGCUUUAGCUCUGGACGCCAGCGAGGACUUUUUCAUCACCGGCUCAGCCGAGGGAAACAUGAAGGUUUGGAAGUUAUCAGGUCACGGGCUCAUGCACUCGUUCAGCACCGAGCACGCCAAGCAGUCCAUCUUCCGUAACAUUGGUGCCGGCGUGAUGCAGAUCGAGACCCGUCCCGUUAACCGUAUCUUCACCUGUGGUGCUGAUGGAACCCUGAAGAUGAGGGUUCUCCCUGAUCGCUACCACGCACCGAGCAGCAUCUUCGACAUCCUGUGAGCCAGAGCCGUGCAGGGGUCACACAGCUGAAGCGUCUCCUUUCUCUCUCUCUCUCUCUCUUCUAAUCUAAGCGCUGCGAAGUGUCGUUUUUGUUUUUAUUCUUCCCUACAGAAGUCCCGCACCUUUUCCCGGAGCUGCGAGCUCGUCGUUAGAGUGUUCUUAUAGGAAAGCUAUGCAUGUGCUGAACUCGUCACUGCGGAGUGUUGAUUGUGCUCUGUAAAGCAAAACAUUAGUCUGUCUGUCUGUCUGUCUGUCUGGGUGUGUGUGUGUGUGUGUGUGUGUGAGAGAGAUCAUUUUCGUGACCACGGCUGAGCGGACUGAGCCUCCUUAACUCCAGCACUGUGCGCUUCAGUAACCCCGCCCCCGUCUGUGACCCUUGCUUUAUUUAUAUACCGGCUAACUCUCGCCCCAUGCCUGCAGCUAGACCUGUCUCACUCUAGAUGUGUUUUAGAACUUAUUUAUUUAUUUAUUAUAUAAGUGUACAAGUUUAUAAGAGAAGUAAGGCGUUUAUUCCACACAGACUACUGAAACCGGUUAGAGGGGGUAAAAUGUGUUUCACUGAAGACCAUAGACUUGUCUCACUCUCCCUUCAUAUGUGCAAUGAAAUACCUGUCUCACUUUCUUCAUAGGUGCAAUUUAAUGUCUUACUGACAUUCCACAGAAAUCUGACUCUAAUCCCAUAACUUGAGAAAAACCUGUCUUACUCUUCUUUUCUGUGUGCAAUUAAAUAUCUCUCAUUUUCAUUCCAAAACUCUCUCUACACCUGUAAAUGUCUUACUGCCUCCAUUAUACAGUAGCUCCACAUAAAACCUGUCUCACUCAAAUUCCAUAACUCCUGAUGAAACCUGUCUCACUCUCAUUCCAUAACUCCUGAUGAAAUCUGUCUCACUCUCAUUUACAGUUACCGUCA
Messenger RNA from Clarias gariepinus (North African catfish), 10520 nucleotides. It is a transcript of the gene dmxl2, whose product is annotated as Dmx-like 2. Gene Ontology annotation, biological process: vacuolar acidification. The record is from RefSeq and is a predicted model, not a curated record. Gene Ontology annotation, molecular function: protein binding. The transcript has 46 exons. The coding region runs from base 482 to 9610 and encodes 3042 amino acids. NCBI's taxonomy places the organism in Eukaryota, Metazoa, Chordata, Actinopteri, Siluriformes, Clariidae. Gene Ontology annotation, cellular component: RAVE complex.